AGUCAGAUCCUGUAUCCAAGUCAAGCUACUGAAGGUAGAUUUAAGCUGUUUCAUAUUUUUUAGGUGUCUGUUGAUACUGUACAGUAGAAGAAAGCCUUGUCUAGCUUAUUUUAUGCUUGUAGAGAAAGACAACAUGGUUCCUGCAAAGAGAAUCUUGAACAUUUUCUUCAUCCUUUCUCAUUUAAUUGUGUGGUUCAAUGUUAUGGUAGGAGCUGUAUCACCUUGUGUCUCGCGACGAUGCCUGGCUAAUGAUCUGAUUGCAAAGGGGCUAUACAGCCCCCCACAGCCACCCACAUGUGCAGUCAUGGUGAACCUCACAUCCAUCCAGUAUGAGACCCUGUCUGUGGAUACAAAAACUCUACGUUUCUCCAGCCGCAUCAAAAUUGAAAUGGAAUGGAGAGAUCCAGACCUCGCAUGGUCAGAUCAACAGUACAAGUUUACAGAACUUAUGCUACCAGUUGACAAAAUCUGGACCCCGGAUCUUACUGUGGACAAUGCAGUUGAGACAGAGGUAAAGCCUGUCUCUACUGAUAUACUGGUCGGUCAGGAUGGCACUGUGCAGCAUUCGAUCCAAAUGUACACUACAGUAGUGUGUGGAAUCAACCUCUUCAACUACCCUUUUGUCACGGAUGCAUGCCCUGUGGCCCUUAAUGGAUGGAGCCAAAGCUCUUGUGGCCUGCGUUUCCAGUAUGGAACCAUAUCUACAGUGGGAACCAACCGUGGGGAAUGGCGAACCUUGUCAGUGGAGCUUCGUGGGAACAAAGACAGACUGGAUCGCAACUAUCUCUAUGUAACCAUGUCCAUCAACCCCUUCAACACAAUAGUGACACUAAUCCUGCCCAGUGUGCUCAUCAUGGUGGCUGACCUGGUGAGUUUUGCUCUGCCACUGGAAGGGGGAAAGCGCAGCUCCUUCAAAAUCACGCUAGUCCUCAGCUUCACGAUGUCCCUCCUCAUUCUCACUGACAGUCUUCCUGACACUGGCCUCUGCAGCCCUCUAAUUCGUUACCAUUUUUGCUUCUGUUUGGUUCUUCUGGUUUUGAGCUUGCUGGCAUCCAUGAUCUUCACACGACUAGCUGUAGAUGGCAGUCUCUUUUCCUGCACACUCCCGAAACGACAUGAAUCAGACAAACUCAAAGCCAAAACUGAUACAAAGCAGGAUAUAAGCCUGAAUGGUGUGGCUACAGUCUAUGCUGAUGUGUCUACAGAGGAAGCUUCAGUCCAGAAAGUUGUGACUUUCUUGGAGAACAUGGAGAAGGCCAAUGAGGAGUCAAAGAAGAGGCAGUUCUUUGCAAACCGUUUUGACAAAAUCUGCUUCUGGAUCUACUUUUGCAUUGAUGUUAUUUAUAUCAUAUGUUUAACUGCCAUUACCAGAACAGAAUUUUGCAAGAUUAAUAAUCUGGAUUUCUGGAGUUCAUAAAAUCAUCAAUGAAAUAAUGAACAGUGUAAAGAAACGAUGAGGAUUAGGGUCACUUCUUGUUUCAGUCUUUAUCCUGUCUUAUGGUUUCAUAUGCAUGUUUGAAGUCGAUUUUACUCAGGGUUAAGUAUAAAGGACCAUUCAAGUUUAUAGCUUUUCUGAGAAAAAGUUUAUAUGUUCAGCGUGUCAAAACGUACCUAAUCUAAAAGACCAGACAAAUGAAUGCUAGACUGCAGAAAAGGACGCUGGUCUUGUAUCACACAGCAGAUCCAUCAGGUCUUCCAUGAAUUACUAUGUAUAUGAUUCUGUUUAUCAUAGGUACAAAUUUUAUACUGUUUAGUUAAUAAAAAUAUUCA
Molecule: messenger RNA, 1770 nt
Organism: Colossoma macropomum (tambaqui)
Lineage: Eukaryota; Metazoa; Chordata; Actinopteri; Characiformes; Serrasalmidae
Product: 5-hydroxytryptamine receptor 3A-like
Exons: 9
Coding region: 113-1417 (434 amino acids)
Biological process (GO): signal transduction; regulation of membrane potential; chemical synaptic transmission
Cellular component (GO): neuron projection; membrane; synapse
Molecular function (GO): neurotransmitter receptor activity; extracellular ligand-gated monoatomic ion channel activity; transmembrane signaling receptor activity
Source: RefSeq, a predicted model, not a curated record